Bicyclus anynana (squinting bush brown) is the source of this 3070-nucleotide messenger RNA. RefSeq lists its product as uncharacterized. Bases 131 to 928 code for a protein of 265 amino acids. The record is from RefSeq and is a predicted model, not a curated record. The transcript has a single exon. Lineage: Eukaryota; Metazoa; Arthropoda; Insecta; Lepidoptera; Nymphalidae.
CAUUUGAUUGUCACGUAGUCAGAGAUAUGUCAAAAAUGACUAUUACUUCAUGUAAACUUUUUAGAAAACUACAUACACGUAAUUUAUUAUCUAAAGCUUUGGUUUAACUUUUUUUACAUUAUUUUUCGAAAUGAAUAUACCGGAACAUGAGUAUGGUGACAAUAUUAAAACCACGCAACCAAAGGAUACAAUGCAAGACUUACCACAAGAGAAAUUGCUUACCACCGAGGAUAGGACUAACGCCAUAGAAGCAAUAGAAGAUAAAGUUAUCAAAGAUGCAAUAUCUCCUAAAGUUAUUGAAAAAAACGAAAUACAAUUAAAAGAGAGAAUAACACAGUGCAAAAAUAUUAUAGCGUCGCUAAAGUUGGAGAUCAAUGAAGAGAAACUUAAACUUGAAAAAGAGGCGAAAGAGGUUCAGCUAGAAUCAUACGAACCACCUAUUAAACUUAAUAAGAAUACAAAUUAUCCAGCUGACAAAGGGACUGAUUUCUCUGAUUUUAAUAAAGCGAACACGUAUUCCACUUCAGUAGACAGUAAAUUAAACUGUGACGAGAAUUUGAUGGAAUAUGAAAAACAAUUAGAACGUUAUCAAAAUACGCUUAGUAUGGCUCAAAUGGAGAAAAAAAAUGCAAUCAGAAAACAAAUGUUAGCUAAAGCUUUUAAACUAAAGCUUAUGGAAGUUGAAAAUCAAUGCAAUAUUGAGUUACUACGAAUUAAACAAAGUGUGCAAUGCCUGGAACCGUUACAAAUGAUCGUAGAAAAAUGGAAAUGUAACGACACUGAUAACGUAUAUGAUUUAAACAACUUUCAGCUAAUUCCACGAUACCCUGAAUUAGAUGCAGUUUCAGGAAGUGAUAUCACGAAAAUGACAGAUGAAUUCGAAAACGAAAUGACUAUUUCAAAUCCUGAAUUUGAUAAACGUGAAUAAGACUUUGAUCUUUUCAUUGUUAUUAGGUUACCAAACUAUUUAUUAAACCUACCUACUAAUGUGUCAAUUUUGAUAAGGUUUUUUUUGACUAAUAGGUAAACAAAAUCACGUCUGAGUUAAAUUAAAAGUUAUUUAUAUGAUCUUUGCUUACAGGCAAAACUGAUCUAUUGACCAGUUUUGCUGAAUAUUUGCGUACAUUGUGUUCUCCUUAAAAUUUUAUUUCGUAUACAAAAUAUCUCAAUGAGAUAUUAUUUAAUUAUUAUUUCUCUACCGCCCAUUUUGAGAAUCGUAUAUAAGUAACUUAUGCUUUAUGCUUUCUUUGCUUUCAAACACACACCAUAAUAUAACAUCGAAAGAAUUAGUAGCGCUAACGUCUCUACCAUUUUUACUCUACUAUUUACUAUUUUAGCAUUUAGAUGGUCAAAACUGUGGAAUAACUUGUCACUCCAUGAAUAUUCACCGUGUGCCUACCGGUGUCCAAUCAGUGGAUUGUCUCGGAUUGAGUAGCGCUUGCUUGUAGAAAUUGAUACUGAACUUGCUAUUGCGAAGGUUAAGAUGAUGUCUUUUAUUUUUGUAGUCAAGCGUGUUUGUGAGGAGCUAUAACUAUUAGGAAACAUACCGUCACGUAUAAUGUGAAUUAGGUACGAGUAGACUAUCUAUCAUGGGGUUACGGUCUUAUACAUUUAGGCAGGACCGGCCCGUCCAUACGGCGAACGGAGCAGUCGCUCCAGGCGCCAAAUGCUAGAAAGCGCCUAAAUGAUACUCCUAGUCAACCGUAGAUAGUACUGCGCCUGAUUUUCAAUUGGUCACCCCAGAGUAUGGUCGAGAUCUUCACGUUCCAUUCUUACUUUACUCUUAUAGUUUGGUAUCGUUAUCGUUAUCAACCCAUAUUCGGCUCACUGCUGAGCUCGAGUCUCCUCUCAGAUUGAAAGAGGUUGAAAGAGGCCAGUAGUCCACCACGCUGGCCCAAUGCGGAUUGGCAGACUUCACACACGCAGAGAAUUAGGAAAAUUCUCUGGUAUGCACAGGUUUCCUCACGAUGUUUUCCUUCACCGUUUGAGACACGUAAUAUUUAAUUUCUUAAAAUGCACACAUCUGAAAAGUUGGAGGUGCAUGCCCGGAUUCGAACCCACACCCUCCAGAAUCAGAGGUCAUAUCCACUGGGCUAUCACAGCUCAGCUUAUGUAGUUUGGUAUAUAGGUAUCUACAUAUUAUUCAGGAGCAAACAGGAGAGGCGCCAUAAUUGGAUAUCGCUCCAUUUUAAAAUUUACUUCAGGCCGGCGCUGCAUAUAGGUAAAGAGUAAAGAUCCAGAAGCACAUUGUAUCUUGCUGUCCCUAAGACCUCCCCACAUAUAUAAUAUGUAGAUAAAACUAUAAAAGAGAUCAGCCUAUAGGAAGAUGUGCUACUUUAGAUUGUGCUGUUAAAGAGAUGCAGAACUUACCAAUGAUAAAUUGGUUACUCACUCAUUUUGCAUUUUUGAACUCAUUACAUGCACUUAAAGGUCUCAUUCUCAUCUUGCUGCAAAAAUAAUUAUUUAAACAUACCCACUUACUAAUAUCAAAUAUUAAUCUAAAUUCAUUAAGUAUAUCUCAAAGUUACACCUUUGAAACACGUUUAACGAAAUCGCGUGUAAGUGUUUACAAAGAAAAAAAAAAGCGAGCAAAAAUCAGAUCUCAAUAUAUCAAAAAGCAGAGGCGGACCUCCUCGGGAGGACCACACACAUCGAGGCACGCGCUGCGAAUGCUGCCGACUUUUUAUUCUUGCCACCCGAACAGCCUUCGUACUUGUUCGGAACUCAUCGGCACCCGGUCGGAAGGCUUCGACGCAGUCAACGCAGUCAUAUUAAACGUGCGCCUGCGCCUCCUUCAAGUUGGGAACUUGAAUUUUACUUUAAUAAGAUUCCAAUUUGUCAAUUACAGAGCAAAGCGUGAGCUAAACUGGUUUGGCUUCUAUGCAUUUUGUAUCUUAUAAGUGUGAUGCUUUUAAAAGGAUUAUGGGAUACCUACUGAGUUUUCUUAAUUGAAUUUAGAUAUUUGAUAACCUUUUAAGCAGUUUAGUACAUUUUAUGAUUAACAUUAAAAUAAAGGCGAAGUAUUGUAGUACCUAAUGUUAUUUUUGACAAAUUCUUAUAAGUAGGUAAG